Messenger RNA from Nomascus leucogenys (northern white-cheeked gibbon), 6143 nucleotides. NCBI's taxonomy places the organism in Eukaryota, Metazoa, Chordata, Mammalia, Primates, Hylobatidae. The record is from RefSeq and is a predicted model, not a curated record.
AGGGAGCGCGCGACGGGCCACGCACGUCCGGGCGUCCAGUUCGGGGCAGCUUCUCCGGCUGGUGGGCGGGUGGGGCAAGCCUUUCAGGCAGGGUGGCAACCAACUAUAUCUGAGGACCAGAGCCAUUUUGAGGCACCAGAGCUUGUGACCUCUCCAUCUCCACCCAGCUGGGUCCAGGGGCCACUCUCAGCACCCACCUCAGCAGCUGACAUCAUAAAGCUGACUUGGGAACCUGGAAGCACUUUGGAGAACCUUUUCCUGAGACAUGGAGCUUUGGGGCCGAAUGCUGUGGGCCCUCCUGUCCGGCCCAGGGAGGCGGGGAAGUACCCGGGGCUGGGCCUUCAGCUCAUGGCAACCCCAACCACCUCUGGCUGGGUUAUCCAGUGCCACAGAACUGGUCAGCCACUGGACUCGGGUCUUUGAGAAGAGGGGUAUCCCUGAGGCCCGGGAAUCCAGUGAGUACAUCGUGGCCCAUGUCCUUGGAGCCAAAACAUUUCAGAGCCUGAGGCCGGCACUUUGGACCCAGCCCUUGACCUCUCAGCAACUACAGUGUAUCCAGGAGCUGAGUAGCCGUCGAUUGCAGAGGAUGCCCGUGCAGUACAUCCUUGGAGAGUGGGACUUUCAGGGGCUCAGCCUGAGGAUGGUGCCCCCAGUGUUUAUUCCUCGGCCAGAAACAGAGGAAUUGGUUGAGUGGGUGCUGGAAGAGGUGGCCCAGAGGUCCCAUGCUGUGGGAUCCCCAGGCAGCCCCCUCAUUCUGGAGGUGGGCUGCGGAUCGGGAGCCAUCUCCCUCAGCCUGCUGAGCCAGCUCCCCCAGAGCCGAGUCAUUGCUGUGGAUAAGGGGGAAGCUGCUAUCUCUCUGACCCAUGAGAAUGCUCAGAGGCUUCGGUUGCAGGACAGGAUUUGGAUCAUCCACCUCGACAUGACCUCAGAAAGGAGCUGGACAUACCUGCCCUGGGGCCCCGUGGACCUGGUCGUCAGCAACCCUCCCUACGUCUUCCACCAGGACAUGGAGCAGCUGGCCCCCGAGAUCCGCAGCUAUGAAGACCCCGCGGCCCUGGAUGGUGGGGAGGAGGGCAUGGACAUCAUUACCCACAUUCUGGCCCUGGCACCCCGGCUUCUGAAGGACUCUGGUAGUAUCUUCUUAGAAGUGGACCCAAGGCACCCGGAGCUUGUUAGCAGCUGGCUUCAGAGCCGGCCUGACCUGUACCUUAAUCUUGUGGCUGUGCGCAGGGACUUCUGUGGGAGGUAAGAUCCUAGCCCCCUUUAGCCCUGUAGCUUGCUGGUCUUUCCACUGGGGCCAUCCUUAGCCCUGGCUGUCAAGAGAGUGUGCUGUUCUCACUCCCUGUUCAUUCCCCGAAGCCCAGGUGGUAACCAGCCCCUGUCCCUGUCUCCUCAGGCCCCGGUUCCUGCAUAUCCGGAGGUCUGGGCCAUAGCGUGGCUGCCCUGUGGAUGCCUUGUCAGUGCCGCCAGCCUGACCAGAGGGAGGUGGAUGGCACUUUCCAGAGCCCAGGUGCUUAUGGCAUUUCUCAGGGUUCUGUGAUUUCCCCAUGCUCUGCAUUUCUAGGAUAUUUCUAGGACACUUGGAUAGGCUCCAUCACCUCAGAGUGGCUGAGGGCAGUUGCUCUGUGUUGGUGAAAUUGUUAUGGGGGGUAUUGGGGGAUAUGGCCAGUAAAGUAUUGAAAGAUUAACAAAUGGUGACCUAAUGUUUUAUACAUUACUUGCAGGUCCCCUGACCCCUUACUCCCAGGUAGCACUGGGGUAAGAGUUUCCUUCUGCCCCAGCAGGGCUGGCUGUCAGUCCCCUGCUUGGUAGGGGUGUGGGGGUGCAGUGUGGAGGAAGGCACGUGAGUCCUCACUCCUGGCCUUGGAUACCAUGGGGCCUGGCGUAGAGCAGCUCACUCCCAGGGAUUGAUUAGUCCGCCACUGCCCUGGGUGCGUGCGUACACAAUUCCCUGGCCAAGCCUGGCUUGAGCGCAGGAAGCUCAUCUGCGUUUCGGCUCAAGGAUGACUACCUGCUUUCUGGAGGGGAGGGCUUGGAGGUCCUUGCUGCACAGUUCCUGGGUCGCACAUCCACGUUCAUUUAACUGAAGGCUUGAGCCAGUGAGGGGUGUUUCCUUUUUAUCCCCAUAGCUUUUAGCUAAAACAUCCCUCCUGAGUUGACCCCCUGGGGUUUCAAAUAACCCAUAUGUCCCUGGUUGGGGCUGGGGAGAGUGAGAAGCUGAGAUACUGGGCACAGGGUUGUGGCCUCCACCCCAGCUCUGGUCUGUGCAGACUCAUGGCCACCAGGAGGCCUGCAGAUCCAGCCUUCCUGUCAACAGUGACAGGAAAUCUCUAGGUUGGUGAGUGCUGGUGAUGUGAGCCUGCAUCAGGGUGGGCCCUAAGGAACAUGGCAAACCAGCCUGGCUCAUUCCACUAGACUGCCCCCUGCCACCCUGGCACUUCCCAGGGCCUGGCAGUAUGGUCUGAUGGGCAGUAUGGUCCGAUAGGCAGCAGCAUCCUCUGCUGCAGCCGGGAGAGCUGAGUUCCAGGGCUGUGUCCUGCAGUGGGACCUUGGGCAGCUCCUUUCCCUAUGAGAAGCUGGCUCUUCUGAGUCCAAGGCCAACGCCAAGUGGCAGCCUCUUUACUCUUAGCCAAGUGGAAUGUGCAUGCUGGCAUCUGAAUGUCCAUUCUCCAGGCAGGGAGAACAAGAGAAGGUAUGGACUGCCUGAGGUCCCAUGACAGUGGCCAAGUGGAGACACAGCAUCUCAGGGCAGCUGCCCUGACCUCGGAGCAGUCUGUUGCCCCCCACACCUCAGCCAGUCCUGGCUUCCCUGAUGGUCUCACCCUCCUGGCCUCAGGCCCAUUCCUGAGGAAGGGCCUUGGUGAGCUUGUGGAUGUUGCACCAGAAGAGAGUGCAGUGUUGGAGAGUGACAGUGUUGGGGCAGCUGGGGCCACAAGCAGGAGCCGGCCUCGGGCACAACUUUCUGCCCAGAAAAAUGUGCAGCUUGACUCUGCUGAGGAAAAGGUCCAAGCCAAGAGGACUGGCAGGCGGGGCCUCAAGCCUGCAGCUACCGGCUUGAUUGGGCCCUGGACGUUGAGCCCAGAUGCAUGUGAGGAGCCCGUGGAAUGUGCUUGGCUUGGCACAUUGUGGCAUUUUUCCUUGCCUUCCUCAGAGGGCAGACACAGGGAGGAAGGACCCAGUGCCCUCAGGCGUCCAUCUGAUGCUUGGGACCAACAUAAGGCAGGCAGGGAUACAAGACAAUCUGGAAAGAAGGGAAGGCAGGAGUUUCAGUCUUGGGCUCUUGACUCCUCACUGUUGUCUAGAGAUGGAGCCAGCAGGCUUGUAGCCUGGCAGCCCACAUCUCCCCUCAGCCCCUCCUUACUAUGGCCCCAGUGCCUUGAGUCCCAGGCCAGGGUAGCCAGUGGCUCCAGCUCAGGGAAAGCCAGGCUCACCUGCCCUAUCCCCUCCCUUGCUCCUGAGGCCAAAGCCAGAGACUCGAACUGCCUCCCCACCACCACCAGCAUAAGUCAAGGAGCACUUGCAGGCAGAAUGGGAGGAGGACGUGGAGCUGAUGGAGUCCAGGCUGUGCAAGCCCCUGAGGUCUUGAGAGAUGUGCCCACUGCCCAUGCAGCCUCCUUCAGCCAGAGCCCAGAGCAUAGACAGGAGUGUAGGAGUCCCUGUUUGAUGUACUCUGGGAGAGUAAUUCUAACUCCUCUUCUGAUAGUUGGGGAAACUGAGGCCUUGUCUCACAGUUGGAUGCUUUUCCCAGUUGUCAGUGGGUUUCUCCAUGUGUCUCAUACAGCUGCCAUAUUGAAAUAUGCUCCCAACCCCCUAAGUGCAAGAAGUACACUCUUUUUUGCUCCUUUACCCCCACCUGGACCCUGGGCCAUUGGCUGCUCCCAAUCCCUGCCCCAAACACUUAGCUGGCUCCCCAUGACCUAAGUGUGUUCUCUUGUGUCCUAUGGAAUCCAGUUCUGAAGAGGUGGGGGAGGACAACUGUGGGAAAAGCCCUGGGGGCCCCUCCCAAGGCCCCAUCAGUUCUCUGAGUAGGCUGCCAUGAGAACAAAGGGCUCCACUGCUGACAAGGUUUGAGAACUGCUGGCUUGAGGUGAGAACCCCUUUAACCUCUGUGGGACAGCAUGUCUUUCCCUAUCCACCUUUGAUUCUUUCCUCUUUUUUUUCUUCAUUGGCUCCUUCUUAAUGGAUUCUCUUCUCUACUGCCCUGGGCUUCAGCCUUUUUGCAGCACUCUGGAUGCCCUGAACACACACCUUCCCUUUGUCCAGGCAGUGCAAACAAUCCACUUCUUCAAGCUCCAACACAAAUGCUGCCUCCUUUAGGAUGCCUGCUCUGUGCUCUCCCUGCCUCUCCUAGCCCAUACCUCUGCUGGCACCUUCUGUACCAUGCCUUCAGAAACCUUCUUAUCCCCCUCAUCUCUGGGGCCCCCUGUGAAUCUGGCAUACCCAAGUUCAGUAAAUGUCUACCAGUAAGCUGAUGGUACAUGCAUUUUCUAGAAUAGAGCUGGGACUUUCCAUGUGGCCCACAUCUGACCUGGCGGCCCAUGUAUUCCGGUUAUUAGGGAUGGGAAGCCAUGAGGACCUGGCCUUCGGCCCAACCCAGGCAGCCAUUCAAGUUGAGCGAUGGCCACUUUGAAGACUCAAGUGCACCUGAUCACUGCGCGACAGCCACGCCAGGAGAACAGGCUGUCCUUGGCGGCAGUAGGAGCAGGCGCCAGGUUUCCUGGAGCUCUUGGCUUCAGCCAGCCCCCAGCCAGAGUCCUUGCUAGGACAGUGACCUGAUCUCCUCCUCAUGACCUUCUGCCCUGGACAAGCCCCCUGAACUGGAUUUGGGACUGUCAAAGCAACUCUACCCCUGCUCUGGUAGGCUGAACAGUGACCCCCCCCAAAAUGGCAGUAUCUUAAUUACCUAAACCUUAAUAUGUGACUAUAUUACCUUCACAUAGCAAAAUGGACUUUGCAGAUGUGAUUAAGGAUCUUGGAAAGAGUAUCCUGGAUUUUUCAGGUAAACUGAGUAUAAUCACAAGGCCCUCUGUAAAGGAGGCAGGAGUGUCAGAGUGACGGGAGAAAAUGUAUGUAACAAUGGAAGCAGAGGUCAGAGUGAUGCAAUUGCUGGAGGAAGAGCCAUGAGCCAAGGAAUGCAGACAGCCUCUUCUCCUCUGGGGCCUCAAGAAGAAUGCAGUCCUGCCAAUACCUUGAUUUUAAGCCCUGUGAAACUGAUUUCAGAUUGCUGACCUCCAGAAUAGUGAUGUGGCCAGGAGAACUAUUCCUCAACCUUCAGACCUAAACUGCCCAGGCCCCCCUUUUUUUACUCAUAUUUGGAGAGAGGUGGCCCUUUCCCAGAGUGAGAAGACUGGAAGACUGACCAGCAUGGGUUCCAGAAGGGAGUGGGUGAGGAAUGGGACUGGGAUGUGGGGAGAGAGUGCAAGGCUGGCCUCCAUGGCCCAUCUCCAGAGACUGGGUCCAGAGAGGACCUCAGAGACUGGGACCAAGCCUGUUCUGCUCUCCUGUGGAGUUAUGUGACUGGCCCAGCACCCCUUGGGUGUGUGAGGAUAAGCAGGAGCCCUGUACUCUCUGGGUUGCAGGUACUGCAUCUGUGAAAUGAGCACAGCAGCCCCUGACUUUGAGCUAAUGGGCCUGGCCCCUCCAUGUAAGCCACAGGCCUGAGCAGAGCUGUGUCACCAUUCUGUUCCUAUGGUGGAGUGGGGCUAUCCCUGGGGUUCUCAACCUCCUGGUCCCUAAAACUGAAUUGGCCAACUGGUGCCCUCAGCCCUGUCCCUGUCCAGGCUGGGACUAGGACCUCCCUCUCCAGGGGUACUAAAGGACUCUGAAGACACCAUCCCACCCAGCCAAGGCUUGGGGCUCCUGAAGCCAGUCCUAACGCAGGAGCCACAUGGAGAGCUACUGGGAGGCCAGACAUGGGCCUCAUGCUGGGUUUCAGAGCUGAGAAGCUGGGGGACAGAGAGCGUGGACACCUGGGUUCAAGGGUCAGCUUGGCCCCAAAUCACCUGGAUACGCUUUGGAUGAAGCCAGGAGGGCCUGUUUAUACUGGAAGGGGUGGAUCAUGGCAAGACUUAUAUUCAAUCCCUGAUCUUUUUUCCCAGAGAGGGAUGGGGCUUACUUGAAGUAACACAGCACUUGAGUCCUGA